AUGGAAGACGCCCCUCUGCUGGGCAGCAUGUCCAGCCCCGAAGACGAGAUGGUGACAGACCUCUUCAGCGCCGAAAGUCAGUUUGUUCCCGACAACCUUCCCCUGAAAACUGCCGUGACGGUAAAGCACGAGGAAGACGAUUUUCACGUCUUCAAGGACGCAUACCUGGGCCCUGCGGAUCCCAAAGAGCCCCUGCUGCACGCGUUCAACCCCGCGCUCGGCGGGGACUGCCAGAGCAAGGUCAAAGUGGAGCUGCUGGUGGACGAGAACGAAGACGAGGGACUCCUGGGGGAGUACCCGAACCUCCCGGAGAUCAACCCCCUGGAAGACGCCGUUCUCCCUGCCGCCCCGCAGCCGCAGGCCUACAACGUCCACUUCCUGUCCUCCCUGCUCACCCCGCACAGGAGCUCUGCCGUUGUGCCCCUGGGCGCCUGGGCCAGGGAGGGAGCUGCCCACCCCGGUGUCCGCGUGAUUCCAGUUGAAAUCAAGGAAGCAGGUGGUUCUAUCACAAGUAACAGUCUGGAGGAAGCAACUUUUCAGCGUCCUCUGGCCCAGGAGUCAUGUUGCAAGUUCCCAUCAUCUCAAGGAGCAGAGGAUGCCUCUGGCUGCUCUCAUAAGAAAGAGUCUAACCCAGUGGUGAUAUGUCAGUUGAAAGGGGGUACGCAAAUGCUGUGUAUAGACAGUUCUGGCACAAGAGAACUAAAAGCACUUCAUUUGGUUCCUCAGUAUCAAGACCAAAAUAAUUAUCUACAGUCAGAUGUCCCUAAACCCAUGACUACUUUAGUAGGAAGAUUUUUGCCAGUACCAGCAAAAUUAAAUCUCAUUACACAACAACUUGACAGUGGGGCCUUACCAUCUGCACUCAACGGGUCUGCUUUCCCCUCAGGAUCAACUCUUCCAGGACCACCACCAAAAAUAACUUUGGCUGGGUACUGUGAUUGCUUUGCUAGCGGGGACUUUUGCAACAACUGCAAUUGUAAUAAUUGUUGCAACAAUUUACGUCAUGAAAUCGAACGGUUUAAGGCCAUUAAGGCAUGUCUUGAUAGAAAUCCAGAAGCUUUCCAACCAAAAAUUGGGAAAGGAAAACUGGGUGAUGUGAAACCUCGACAUAACAAAGGAUGUAAUUGCAAGAGGUCGGGCUGCCUUAAGAACUACUGUGAGUGCUAUGAGGCCAAAAUUAUGUGUUCUUCUAUUUGCAAAUGCAUUGGUUGCAAAAAUUAUGAAGAAAGCCCAGAACGAAAAACACUAAUGAACAUGCCAAACUACAUGGAAAUUGGAGGUUUUGAAGGCGGCCAUCAUUUGUCACCAACGAAAUUUUCAGGACUGCCAAAAUUCAGAAAAGAUAGGCGGUCGACCUCGUGCAUCUCCUGGGAGGUGGUGGAAGCCACGUGCGCCUGCUUGCUGGCCCAGGGCGAAGAAGCGGAGAAGGAGCACCGCUCCCAGUGCCUGGCGGAGCAAAUGAUCCUAGAGGAGUUCGGGAGAUGCUUGUCACAGAUCCUCCAUGUUGAGUUUAAAUCCAAAGGGCUGAAGAUUGAGUAA
Dama dama (fallow deer) is the source of this 1539-nucleotide messenger RNA. RefSeq names its product testis expressed metallothionein like protein (gene TESMIN). Bases 1 to 1539 code for a protein of 512 amino acids. Lineage: Eukaryota; Metazoa; Chordata; Mammalia; Artiodactyla; Cervidae. Gene Ontology annotation, biological process: regulation of DNA-templated transcription. The record is from RefSeq and is a predicted model, not a curated record. The transcript is spliced from 9 exons. Gene Ontology annotation, cellular component: nucleus.